Anoplophora glabripennis (Asian longhorned beetle) is the source of this 1072-nucleotide messenger RNA. Its product is annotated as acaloleptin A-like. The record is from RefSeq and is a predicted model, not a curated record. NCBI's taxonomy places the organism in Eukaryota, Metazoa, Arthropoda, Insecta, Coleoptera, Cerambycidae. The coding region runs from base 19 to 474 and encodes 151 amino acids. The transcript has 2 exons.
CGCAAACAACAGAGGAAUAUGAAAUUUCGCUAUAUAAGAAUACAUUCAGUUUUAUUUCACAGUGACCAGUGCAAUUUCGUAAACAUUAAAAAGAUGUUUGUAAACAUUCUAUUUGUACUACUGACUGCUCUUAUGGUGACUAGUAUGGACGACAAUGAACUAUGGGAUAGAGAUUUGCAAUAUGAUCUUAAUAACAUUGAUGAUUAUGAUUAUACCGAAUGCGACGAUAGCGAAAACAUCAAACCUGAUGUCAACUUCGAACACCAUCAAGAGAAUCGUAAUUUUGAAACAGAUUGGUCUAAAUUUGUUCCCAUAGGAGAUGCAUACAGAAGGUCUCCUGAAUUAGAUAAUAAUAUAAAUGAGAUUAACGGACACGAUUCCUGGAAUUUAGGCUUUCACGAAAUACAUGGCGAAGAUGUCAAGGAAACCCAACGUUGGCAGCUUGAGCCUAUUUUGUUACAAAAUAGAAAUUAAUUCAAACCGAACUGAGUAAAAAAAAUAACCUACAUACAACUAUAUAGCUAAAUGGUUUUUAGCUGGUGAAAUAAGAUAAAUUGUUGUUAUCAUUCAUUUUGUUGUUGCUAUUAAUAAUAAUUGACAUCUAUUUCGAUAAAUGAAUAAGUCACAUGUAGGCCAAUUUUGUAAUUAAGACAAAAUUUAUAUACACAAAAUGUUAAAAUUAAACUACUUUUAUAGCUGAAGAUAACCCGUGGUUUUAAUAUCAUCUGGAAAGUACUCCAAAGAAAUUUUGAAUAGUAAUAAUCAAUCAAUGUUCGUAAAAUAUGUAUAAUGGUUGCGUUUAUAAUAUGUUUAUUCGUUUCUAGGAAGAGGUUUUUUGACGAUUAUGUUGCUGGCGAUAUGCACUGCAUGUUGAAAAGCAACAUACUGUCUCAGUAGAUUAGCAAGCUGUAGUACAAAGAUUGACACCACCACUGCUUAUUACCAAUGUGACCACAGGAUUGACCUAAUCCAUCAGAACUGAUCAAAAUCAUCACAGAUUAUUCAUUAUACCUAAGAUGAUUUCUUCUGGAGUUUUGUUAAUAUCAACAUAAAAAACCACAUAAAAGCUGCG